Molecule: messenger RNA, 1434 nt
Organism: Eublepharis macularius
Lineage: Eukaryota; Metazoa; Chordata; Lepidosauria; Squamata; Eublepharidae
Gene: DCDC2C
Product: doublecortin domain containing 2C
Exons: 15
Coding region: 1-1434 (477 amino acids)
Biological process (GO): intracellular signal transduction
Cellular component (GO): microtubule; microtubule organizing center
Source: RefSeq, a predicted model, not a curated record
AUGGUGGCAGCAUCAUGCUCUCGAGCUGCAUACAGCCUGACAGAUGUGACUCCAGCCAGGACAAUUUGGGUAUACCGUAAUGGUGAUGCCUUUUACUUGGGGAGGAAGUUUGUGAUCAACCAUCGAUACGUUCCCACCUUUGAAGCCUUUAUGAUCCAGCUCAAUGAAGGUGUGCCAACACCUUUUGGGGUAAGGAACGUGUACACACCCCGAGAAGGGCAUGCUGUUAAUGAACUGACUGACUUGCAGUCGGGAGGCAAAUAUGUGGCUGCCGGAAGGGAAAGGUUUAAGAAACUCAAUUACUUUGGUAUAGGAGCAAAAAAACCUCAAAGAAAGAAGAAGGAUGAGUUGAUCCGACCAGUAGUCCAUAGUAAUAUACAAGUACCUUCCAAAUGGCAGUCAAUGUAUAAUAAGCCACACAUUAUUAAUGUUUUCACAAAUGGAGAUAUGUUGUUAGCACCUAUAAAAAUUCUCAUACCCAGGUUUACUCUGACAAAUUGGGAUUGUGUCCUUCGAGUGAUAAAUGAAAAAGUACUUCUUCGCUCUGGAGGUAUUCAGAGGCUGUACACUUUGCAUGGCCAGCUUGUACAUGGACCAGAGGAGUUACAAGAUAAUCAGUUUUAUGUUGCAUGUAGUAAAGAAAAAUUUCAGUCUUUGCCCUACUGGCAGAAUCCUAAAGUUCCAGAACAUAUUCGGCGGAAUUUUGCUGACCGGACUCCAGAACCUCCAAUGUCCCCAAAGAGAAAAAGACUGGACACCCAUACCAGCCGUUCCAAGGCAUCUCCUCGCCUCCUCCCUGUUCAGUCUCCAGUAGAGCCGCCCAAAAAAGGAGAAGGGGAUCGACAUUCAGUUUUUUACGCAAGAUCCAAGAAGGCAAGUCCUGAAAGGGCUCCUAAAGAACUGUCAUCUGAUGAUGGGCAUAGUGUUUUUAAAGCUGUAAAAGACCGAAAAGAAACAGAAGGGGCUCAAGAAGUUCAAGAAGACAAAGGAGUGCAAGUAGAUCUACCUGUUGACAAGGCUCCAGCUGAGAUUGUUCAGGAAGAGGAUAUUUAUGCCAUUGCAGAGAAUGUAGAAGAACAGGCAGAGGACGAUGACGGCCACUAUGAAGAUGUGGAUAACCCGGCAAAAAAAGGCUCCUUCAAAAGAAUGUUAGGGCUCUUAUCCAAACCGUCAAAGAAGAAAGAUGAAGAAACGGAAUCCAAGAUUAUAAAAGCACGUGUUAGCAACAUUGGCAAGGAGGAGGAACUUAGUGAUCAACACGAGGGCUCUCCCAACAUGCAGCAAUUACAGCCGAUGCAGAAGGUGGCUAAAAAUGUUCAGGGCAUCAGCCAGAAUGGCAUGAGAGAAGAAAGGAAAAAACAAGAUGCAGUGAAGCGGAGAGACCGUUUGUUGAUUAAACAAAGGGAAUUUUUCGAUGAAAAUGAUUAUUACUGA